GUGACCGAGGUGACCGGUGAAGGUGUCAAGUUAUUUCCAUUCGAAACCGAUUACUUGUGAGACUUUUGUGAAGGAUCUUAAUUUUCCAUCGUUGGACACGAUGUAAAAGAGCUCAAAAGAGGAGGUUAGCCAGUUAAAUGAGCAUCAUCGAUGAAGAUAAUGGCUUCGAGGGCAACGACAAAAAGGGUGAAUCCGAACCAAACCUUCAGUGGUCUCCAUUCAAGCAAUAUGAUCAGCUUAACAGAAAAACUACAAGAAUUGAUAUCAACCUAGUUAAAUCUGUGAUUGAUAAUACUUUCCCUGAUACAGAACUUAAAGAUGAAAGAGAGUGCAAGGACCUUGAAGCACUUGUUAAUGUCCCUUGCUUGGCAAAACUUGUUUGUAAUGAUAAACCUCUUUCUUUGGGAAACAAUCCUACUAUAUCUGAAUGUGCUUGUGGAAGUCUAGCAAAGAGGGAAUGUGUUUGUUUAUGGGAAAGCUUGCAAAACAGCUUCUUUCGAAAGACAACUAUUCAAGCUACUGAGGUGACUUGGCGGAGGAACUUUUUACAUCUAUUUAGCCUGGGAACAGAGGUAGAAUCAAGGUUUGGGAAAGGUUUUGCAUUGGAUGUCUCACAAGAUCUGAAUGAUAAGCAUCCUAUUUAUGGUGGUUCAGGAAAGCUCCGAAAUGGAUUUUAUGUUUCUUCAAAUGGACUUGUGUUCUCAAGUGAGAUUAAGACAAAAGCAGAAGAAAGGAAGCUUCUUUCUCAUAGGAUGGAAAGUGUCGAGUCUGAUCAGGAUGAAACACCUAACGAAAAUCAACUGCUAAACAAAGAAAACAAAGCUAAGGAUAAAACAGAACGAAAAUCAGGAUUGUUUGCAUCAUUGAGUGCCUCCUUGUGUGCAGCAAGGUCUGGGAUUCAAGGACUUUUGGAAAGAUCCUCACCAAAGGAGCAAAGGCGCUCAACCAGUGUUGUACCCACAGGAGACAGUGAUGGUGAAGAUGAUACAGAAAAGUUGACACAGAAACCAAAUUUGCCAAAUCCUGAUGUAGAUGGCUUUGAUAAUCAUGACGAAUUUACAAGACAAAUGGAAGCAAAGGGAGGUUUAACUUACCAGAGUGCUGACAGAACAGUUCACCAAUUGUCCCAUGAUUCUUUGCCUCCUCCACUCUCUCUUCAGUCAUUUCAAGCUGAAAAUCAAGCUGGCAAAUAGAAUUUACAAUAUAUGUUUAUUGAUUAAAAUAAUUACUUUGUUACUGGCCCAAGUUAUUCAACCAGUACAAUACCUUUUUGUCUCAUCUUGCUUAUGAUAUCAUGCUCAAGGGUGCAACAUCUAUGGUGAAACUCAGAAAAACCUUGAGGGCUGGCAAUACAGAUUAAUUAUCAGGCAUGAUAUAUCUUUACUGAACACAAUAUGGAUGAGUAGUUUGUUAUGUUGAUAUAUGCUCACAUGUCCUUAUCAUCCACACAGUUAGUCACUUGUGGGAGCUCUUUUGUCACAACAGGAUAAACAAUUUUGGGGUGUCUUUCAGGUGUUCAUGGUUUUCUGAGUUUGACAAGAACCCUUUAAUUCCCAGAGAUGAUUGGUACAGAGAUUCUCUACACACUAUCAGUACAUUAUCAGCAAAUAGGUAACAAGAAUAGACAAACCUAUCAUUAGGAGGAUGAAAUUUUGAUAUAACAUAAUUUACAAAGAGGAGCUCAGAAUAGACAAAGUUUGCACCCUUAGAAGGCGUGAUCAUGAUGCAACAAAAAUAUUCUUCCCAAAUCUGAAGAAGAGAAUUACUCAUUAGAUCUCAAGUCUAAAGGGUUAAAUAUCAAUAAUAUAUGUUUUCGGUUAGUAAUUAAUUGUAGGGCUCUGCACUUGAUUUCAUUCUGACAGUUUCUUAUGUUCAAGA
Molecule: messenger RNA, 1878 nt
Organism: Pocillopora verrucosa
Lineage: Eukaryota; Metazoa; Cnidaria; Anthozoa; Scleractinia; Pocilloporidae
Source: RefSeq, a predicted model, not a curated record